Wasmannia auropunctata (little fire ant) is the source of this 1066-nucleotide messenger RNA. Its product is annotated as glutathione S-transferase-like. The transcript has 5 exons. Gene Ontology annotation, molecular function: glutathione transferase activity. The record is from RefSeq and is a predicted model, not a curated record. The coding region runs from base 190 to 813 and encodes 207 amino acids. Gene Ontology annotation, biological process: glutathione metabolic process. Lineage: Eukaryota; Metazoa; Arthropoda; Insecta; Hymenoptera; Formicidae.
CAAGUGGUGCCGAAGGAAACCGGUGGUCCUCCGCCCGCCGCCGCGCAGGAUCCCCGUCCGCGCGCGUACAUACGCGACGACGGUUCAGUGUCGGCGGUCCCGUGUUUCGGCGCGCGAGUGCACUUGGCUCGGGGCGGUAGCGGCGAUCGUACGAGGGCGCCGGGUUUUCAGAUCGCGGAGUGAAGGAAGAUGGCUGAGGAAUGGUCGAGGUACAAAUUGAUCUACUUUAAUGCACGGGGUCGUGCCGAGCAUAUUCGCUACAUAUUCGCCUACGCGGGCAUCGACUACAUCGACGAGAGGAUCUCCAACGAUCGCUGGUCCGAGCUUAAGAAGUCGAUGCCUUACGGGAUGCUGCCAGUUCUGGAGAUAGACGGCAAGCCGAUAGCGCAAAGCAACGCCGUGGCGCGUUACCUGGCCCGCGAGCAUAAUCUCGCGGGCAAGGACGAAUGGGAAUCGAUGCUGUGCGACGUGCUGGUCGAUACCUUGGGGGACUUGAAACAAUUCAUCUUUCAAUAUCGCACGGAGGAGGAUCAUUUUAAGAAGGAGGAGAAGAAGGCGAAGCUCCUAAAGGAAACAAUACCGUUCUAUCUGAACAAGUUCGAGCAAACUGUUGCCGAGAACGGUGGCUACGCGGUCGGUUCUACGACCACGUGGGCGGACUUUGUGUUCACCGUGGCGCUGGAGAACUUUGAGAACAUUUUCGGCGCGACCGCCUUAGAGAAUUAUCCGGCGUUGCGCGGCCUGAAGAAGCGAGUGCACGAAAUUUCAGCGAUCGCCGACUGGCUGUCACGGCGACCUAAUACCGAGUUCUGAAAUGUCGCGUCGAACGACGGAAACCGGAAGGCGAGCAUCGACGGCAUCACAAACAAGUACAUAUCUGACGCUUGCAGCUCACUGUCCUGCAUCGCCGUGAUAUCGGCGAUCGAUCCGAUAUUAUCGGAUUAUUAAUCGCGGCGUAACACAACCACGAUGCGCUUCGGCGUCCAUUCCUUUGCAGCGUACUUUUAUUUGGCGUUAUAUUUACAUUUGAGUAAAAUUCUCGAAAAUAAAGUUCCUUUGUAAUUAA